This is a messenger RNA of Zea mays, 1137 nucleotides long. The record is from RefSeq and is a predicted model, not a curated record. NCBI's taxonomy places the organism in Eukaryota, Viridiplantae, Streptophyta, Magnoliopsida, Poales, Poaceae.
GGAGGAAGACAGUUGCUGCUACUCGGCACACCAAACCACUCCAGUGGAGUCCAACACCGCCUCUUCUCCUCUUCUCGAUUCGAAAUCGAGUACGUCCGAAUGCUCUAGAACCUUCCGGGCCUAGGGAUCUCGAUGGGGCCCGAGCAGGAGGAGGCCGUGCUGGAGACCAUCUGGGACCUCCACGACAAGGUCAGCGACGCGAUCCACGCCCUCUCCCGCGCCCACUUCCUGCGCGCCGUUCGCCGCCGCUCCUCGGCCUCCGCCCCCGGCCUCGUGGACGUCAAGGGCGGGGGUCUGGGUCUCGGCGCGCGCGGCGGAGACGAGGUCGUCGCCCUGGCGGCCCUGGCUGAGGAGGCCAGGAGCCUGCACGCCAUCCGCGCCGCGCUGGAGGACCUCGAGGACCAGUUCGAGUGUUUUCUCGCCGUGCAGACACAGCAACAGACCGAACGAGAUUUCGCGAUGGCGAGGCUGGAGCAAAGCCGCAUCAUGCUCGCGAUAAGGCUCAAAGAGCAUCACGGGAGAAACCACAAGGUCAUAGACGAGGCGUCUGCCUUCGUCCGCGAUGUCUACCAGGACGUCUGGCCUUCCCUGUCAGCUACCAAGGCCGAGAGACGCGCCGACAGUUCAGGUAACCCGGCGAAGGGUCCGAGCUUCCUCGCGCGGAUGGUGUCCUCUAGCCUUGCUGUAGCUGGGAGCGGUUUCAGUCUCAAAAGGCUGGCUUUAGCUCUCGGCCUAGUCGCGGUGCUGCAGUCUUCAGGGGUCGGUGACCGCAGGUACAGGAGGACCACCAGCGAGAGGAGCUCGUCGUGGCUGGGAUCAUCAUCUCCGAGAGGCGGUAGAACGGGUCGUCUUGACGUGUCUCUAGCCAGGGGUUGAAAGGGGGGGAGGGCCUUGUUUUGUUGCCUGUACAUGACUCGCUAGGACGUAGUGUCGCAGUAGAAGGUUUGUUGUUCGGUCUAGUUGGUGUCUGUUGUCAUUUCGAUUGGUUUUGAUCGUGAAAACCGCAUCUAUUUUACGUUCAGGGUUUGUUGGGCGAUUUUGUACUAGGAUUUAUUUGCCGCGCUGCGGUUUGUGGCCUUGCACUGUAUGCCCCUGUGGCAAGGGCCAAGCUCAGGCCCGCUGCGGUGUUUUUUUGUU